Uranotaenia lowii is the source of this 1236-nucleotide messenger RNA. RefSeq lists its product as uncharacterized. Gene Ontology annotation, molecular function: nucleic acid binding. The coding region runs from base 1 to 1236 and encodes 411 amino acids. Gene Ontology annotation, biological process: DNA integration. The transcript has a single exon. The record is from RefSeq and is a predicted model, not a curated record. Lineage: Eukaryota; Metazoa; Arthropoda; Insecta; Diptera; Culicidae.
AUGACGUACGACAGCAAGCACCAAAUCCUGCUCCCAUAUCACCAUCGCUUUUCGACUUUACUCGUCCAAUGCUACCACGAACGUAACUUGCAUGCAUCGCCACAAUUGCUCGUUGGACUUCUUCGCCUACGAUACUGGAUUAUAGGGGCCAGAAAUCUGGCCAAAGUCAUCGUACAUCGCUGCACCAUUUGCUUCCGAGCUCGCCCUAAAUUGGUGGAACAAUUUAUGGCUGAGCUGCCCAAAGAACGGAUCACAGCCACUCGUCCAUUCACGGUAACGGGGGUGGAUUACUGGGGCCCAGUACUGCUUAAACAUCCGCAUCGUCGAGCCUCACCUACUAAAGCAUUUGUAGCAGUUUUUGUAUGCUUCUGUACUAAAGCUGUUCAUAUCGAACUGGUUUUCGAUCUGACAACAGCUAAAUUUGUACAAGCUUUGCGAAGAUUCAUCUCUCGUCGUGGUCCGCCUUCUGAUAUCUACUCUGAUAACGGACGAAACUUCCUCGGUGCGAAAAAUGAGCUAAAACGGCUCAUCCGUCAAUCAGAGUAUUCGCACAAAUUGGAACAGGAGUGCUCUGACUGCAAAAUUAGAUGGCACUUUAAUCCUCCAAGAGCCUCCCAUUUCGGGGGAUUAUGGGAAUCUGCCAUUCACUCCGCCCAGAAGCAUUUCAUCCGCAUCGUCCGGGAUCGACCGCUCUUCUACGAUGACAUGCAAACUCUUCUGUGCCAGAUCGAAAGUUGUCUAAAUUCUCGGCCUCUUGUUCCACUGAGCGACGACCCUACUGAUUAUGAGGCAUUAACACCCGGGCACUUCUUGGUUGGCACGUCGUUGAAGGCUGUUCCUGAUGACGAAUUCACCGAAAUACCGUUCCACCACUUGAAGAAAUGGCAACAAAUUCAAAAAUUGGUCCAGGAUCUUUGGCGGCGAUGGCACCUGGAAUAUUUGAGCAUAUUACAACCAAGAAGCAAAUGGGUGCACUCACCUGUUUCAAUUAAGGAGAAUCAACUCGUCCUCCUGAAAGAAGAAAACAUCCCACCGAUGCGCAGGCCGACAGCCAGAAUUGUCCAGACUCAUCCAGGAAGCGACGGAGUUAUCAGAGUGGUCACUCUGAGAACAGCAAAGGGCUCCUGCACACGACCGGUGUCCAAAAUUUGCCUGCUGCCGAUUGCACCAUCGUCGGAGGAAGCAAUUAAACCAUCCGGCGCUGAGCAAUCAACAACAGACGAAAUUUCUUCCUAA